Messenger RNA from Numida meleagris (helmeted guineafowl), 4458 nucleotides. RefSeq names its product mucin-5AC-like. Bases 746 to 2074 code for a protein of 442 amino acids. The record is from RefSeq and is a predicted model, not a curated record. The transcript has 2 exons. Lineage: Eukaryota; Metazoa; Chordata; Aves; Galliformes; Numididae.
UUUUGGGGGUUAAAAACGGGUAUUUUGGGGGUUAGAAAUGGGGAUCUGGGUUAAAUUGGGGAUUGCUGACUGAAAAAUGGGGAUUUGGGGGGUCAGAAGACGGGGUUUUGAGGGUGGCAGUUGGGGAUUUUGGUGUUAAAAUUGGGAUAUUUGUGUCGCAAAGUGGUGAUUUUGGUUGAAAGGGGGUUUGGUGUGUGAAAUGUAGGUUAGGUGUUUUAAAAAUGGGGAUUGGUGGGUUUAAAACAUGAAAUUGGGCUGAGAAAUGGGAAUUUCUGGGGUGAAAAGAUGGGAUUUUGCGGUGAAAAAUGUGGUUUUGUGUCAAAAGUGGGGAUUUCUGGAGAUAAAAAUGGGUAUUUUCAGUAUGAAAAAUGGGGAUCUUGGUUAAAUUAGGGAAUUCUGUUUGAAAAAUGGGGAUUUUGGGGGGUAAAAGUGGGGUUUUGUGGGUGAGAAAUGGGGAUUUGGGGGUUAAAAUUGGGACAUUUGUGUCAAAAAAAAGGGUGAUUUUGUUUGAAAGUGUGGCUUUUGGGAUGUAAAAUGGAGGAUUAGUGUUUUAAAAAUGGGGAUUUGUGGGUUUAAAACAGGGAUUUGUGGUGAAUAAUGGGGAUUUGGGGGAGGCAAAAGAUAGGAUUUUAGGGAGAAAAUGGGGAUUUGUGUCAGAAGUGUGGAUUUCUGGGUUAAGAACGGGUAUUUUGGGAGUUAAAAAUGGAAUAUUUUCAGUAAUUCUGUGGAUAAAAAAAGGGUAUUCAUGGUUGCCGGCACCAGCACACUCCCCCAACCCGGAACCAGCCAAGAGCUGGAAGUCAGCACAAGCGCACUCACCCAAGCCGGCACCAGCGCACUCACCCAAGCAGGCACGAGCACGAGCACCCAAGCCGGCACAAGCCAAGAGCUGGAAGCCGGCACCAGCGCACUCACCCAAGCUGGAAACAGCGUACACACCCAAGCCAGCACCAGCUCACACACCCAUGCCGGCACAUGCGCAAUCACCCAAGCCGGACCCAGCGCACUCAACAAAGCCGGCAACAGACAAGACAUGGAAGGUGGCACCAGCGCACUCACCCAAGCUGGCACCAGCCAAGGCCUGGAGGCCGUCACCAGCCAAGACCUGGAAGCAAGCACCAGCGCACCCACCCAAGCCAGCAACAGCCAAGGACUGGAAGCAAGCACCAGCGUACACACCCAAGCCACUACCAGCCAAGUGCUGGAAACUGGCACCAGCGCAACCACCCAAGCAGGCACCAGCCAAGGCCCUGAAGCUGGCACCAGAGCACACACCCAAGCCAAUACCAGCCAAGGCCUGGAAGCCAGCACCAGCGCAACCACCCAAGUCGGCACUAGCCAAGGGCUGGAAGCUAGCACCAGUGCACCCACCCAAGCUGGCAACAGCCUAGGCCUGGAUGCUGUCACCAGUGCGCCCAAACAAGCCAGCACCAGCCAAGACCUGGAAAUCGGCACCAGUGCACCCACCCAAAACGGUACCAACCUAGGCCUGGAUGCCGGAACCAGUACACCCACCCAAGCCAGCACCAGCCAAGAACUGGAAGUCGGCAGCAGAGGAGGCCUGGAAGGAGACACCAGUGCACCCACCCAAGCCAGCACCAGCCAAGGCCGGGAAGCCGGCACCAGCCAAGGCCGGGAAGCCGGCACCAGCCAAGGCCUGGAAGCUGACACCUGUGCACCCACCCAAGCCGGCACCUGUGCACCAACAGAAGCCCGCACCAGCCAAGGCCUGGAAGCCGGCACCAGUGCACCCACCCAAGCCAGCACCAGCCAAGGCCUGGAAGCCGGCACCAGUGCACCCACCCAAGCCGGCUCCAGCCAAGGUCUGUAUGCCGGCAACAACCAAGGCCUGGAGGCCAGCAACAGCCAAGGCCUGGAAGGCAGCACCAGUGCACCCACCCAAGCCGGCACCAGUGCACCAACACAAGCCCGCACCAGCCAAGGCCUGGAUGCCGGCAACAGCCUAGGCCUGGAGGCCAUCAACAGCCAAGGCCUGGAAACUGGCACCAGUGCACCCACCCAAGCUGGCACGAGUGCACCCACCCAAGCUGGCAGCAGCCAAGGCCUCUGGUGAGUGGGCGGCAGGGUGGGAGGGGGCUCAGCCCCCCCAAGCCCCGAGGGGACGCACCUCCGUGUAGAAUGUUAAGGCGGGGACCUCCCUCCACCGCAGCUCAGGGUACUGCAGCAGCUUCUGCAGGUGGCUGAAGAUGUGGCUGCACUGACCCCGGCAGGUCCUGGUGAGUGGGCAGCAGGGCGGGAGGGUGCUCAGCCUCCCCAACCCCCCGAAGGGACGCAGCUCCAUGUAGAACGUUAUGGCGGGGACCUCCUUCCACCGCAGCUCGUGGUGCUGCAGCAGCUUCUGCAGGUGGCUGAAGAUGCGGGUGCGCUGACCCUGGCAGGUCCUCGGCAUCGUCCUGCGGGGCGGGGCGGGUGGGUGAGCUCAGGUGGGGUCCACAGUGGGGGAGACCAGACCAGCCCAUCCCGCCCCACAGCGUGCUCUCCCAUUGGCCCACCAGGCCUCGGCACCCCCUGCGCACUCCCGAUCUCGUUCCCUACUCAUUUCAGGAGGGCGGUGUGUGGGGCAGUGCAUGGGGCAGCGUGUGGGACAGAGCGUGGAGUGCCGCAUGGGGCAACAUGCGGCGCAGUGCAAGGGGCAGUGUGUUGUGUGGGUCACUGUGGGAUGCUGUGUGGGGCAGCGCGUGGGAGGGGCUUGGGGCCGUACCCAGUGAGGGUGUGCAGGCCGCUCCGCCACGUGGCAGCACCCAGCAGCCGCCUCCACAGGCCGUGUCUGUCCAUGCAGCGUGCCAGCUGGUCCAGCUCCGCGCACAGCAGCAAACUGCGCAUCACCUCCAGUGCCGUCCUGCACGGAAAUGGGCAGCGUGCGGUCAGGGGGCAGCGAAGAGCCAGGGGUCAACAUGGGGUCAGGGGUCAGUGACGGGCACGGCGGCGGUACCUGAUGGCAGGGGCGGGCGUGAACGGGUCCUUAUCCACAGUGGUUUCCUCCAGCGGAGCGAGCUCCCCAGACGACACCAGCUGAAAGAUGAGCGCCACGAAGAGCUCCGGGAAGAACCUGCGCACCUGCGUGCUGUACCUCCGGCACUGCAGGAUCUUGUGCAGCGCCAUGGCCGCCUGCAGAAAGCAGCCAGGCAGCGCUCAGCACCGAGCCGCUCCCCCUGUGGUCAGGGCAGGGGGUUCACCGGGGGCCCCUGAACUCACAGUGUGGGGAAGCCCGCCGGUCUCAGUCUCGUGGUCCAGUGGCGCCAUCUCCAGCAGCUGCAGCAGCUCAUGCAGCAUCUGUGGCACCACGCUUUCCAGGGACAACGCCAUCUCCCACAGUUCCCACGUGUCCCUGCUGCACGGAGCUGUCCUCAGCAGGAGCUCCUCUAUGAGUGGGGUGGAGGUCUCUCUAUGAGUGGGGAGGGGGUCCAGAAGGACUGUGGGCUGAGGAUCCCUCUUUGCAUCGGCUGGGAGUCCCUCUCCACAUGGGGUGGGGGCAGGCUCAGUCCUCGGGCAAACAGCUGCCAGUUGCUCCCAUCGUCGGGCGUCGGGUUGAGGUGGACCAUCAGCACGGUCAGCGUGCUGGUAGCCAUCUGGGUGUUGUAGUUGCUGCAGUCCGUCAUGUCCCGCAGCGCCACAAGGAUGAGGUCGGUCUUCUCUGAAGAGUGGAGGUGUUCCACAAAGCUCUGGGGUGUGGGGGGGAAGGCAACAUGAGCCGUGUUCCCUCUAUCCCCGCCAACCCCAUGGCCACGAGUCCCAGCGUGGCGAGCUCUCCUCACCAGCGAAAUGUUCGAGGUGUCGGUGGUCCCGGAGAGGGUCAGCUUCCCACCGCUUGACUUUGUCCUGCUCCUCCGACCGCGCUUCCCAUCCUGGAAAUGAGAAGAAGCCACGGGUGUGCGAGAUGGGAGCACCGUGCGGGCAGUGGGACAGCUGCCCCCACCCCGAGCGCGGGGCCGUGGGGCGCAGCUCCCCGACCCCAUGGGGUUCCGCUCCUUGGCUGCUCGCAGCGGCAGCCGACACAGCGCCAUCCACGCUCGGCCCCGUGGGACGUCUGCGACGGACGGAGGCGGUCAGCAGCCGUCGCCUUACGGGUUCUCCCCAGGAUAAAUGGGUGGAGUUGACGGAGAGCUUGCAAAGCAAAAAAGCGCGUCCCGUCCUCCUGGUAGGUGCAGCGCAAGAUGAGGCUUCCCAGCAGCUGCCCCAGCACAGGCACGUGGAGCUCUUGGAAGCGGACCGAGCUGCUUUGUCCUGCGGAACAAUGGGGCUGUGCGCAGAAAGUGGAAGGCUGAGUGCAGCCCCCGGUGAUGGGAGCGGGGUGGGCAGAGCGGGACUAAGUGGGGUGGGUGGUGCCUGCGAGCACCUGGGGUGGAGCGGGAGGUCACCGGUGUCCGUGUCGGGCGGUUGCGUGUAUGGCUGUAAGUGGCUUUGUUGCGCAGCAUUAAAUUGGCGUUCGGAGCUGGA